Molecule: messenger RNA, 2561 nt
Organism: Heterotrigona itama
Lineage: Eukaryota; Metazoa; Arthropoda; Insecta; Hymenoptera; Apidae
Source: the annotation of a GenBank genome assembly
AUGGUGGACAAACUGCACGAGUACGAGGGUCUAGCUGGCAGGGUGCACGACGUUAGAGACAAGUUUAAAGAGAAAUGGGAGACGUGGAAAGAGUGGAAGAAUGGGAUACCGAUGGACCAGGGGAUCGAAGGCUUUCUCAAUCACCUGCGAGGACCACCCAAGUUGGAGAGAAGUUUGGACGAUUACGCGCAUAUUUACAGAAGAAAGACACGGGCAGAGUUGGUACGCGUGUCCGCGGCUGUCAUGGGCAUCGAGUUUUCGUACGCCGCGGAGACGGCGUUCGUUUCACCGACCCUGUUGAAAAUCGGCGUGGAUCACCAGCACAUGACCCUGGUCUGGGCCCUCAGCCCUCUCAUCGGUUUCUUCGUCACGCCGAUUUUGGGAAGCUUGAGCGACAGGUGCAGGUCAAAGUACGGCAGACGAAGACCGUUCAUUCUGCUACUGGCUCUCGGCGUUUUGAUAGGUUUAAUACUAGUCCCAAACGGAGAGGACAUGGGAUACGCGUUCGGGGACGUUCCAUCUACGUGGAGCAACUACACGGUUCCUCUGGGACAUCGAACCACGGCGAAGCAUCCGAAGGAAGAGUCGGCGAAACCUCCGUCUCACUCUUGGGGGAUUUUCUUCACGAUUCUGGGCACGGUUCUCCUCGAUUUCGACGCUGACGCUUGCCAAAGUCCGGCCAGAGCUUACUUGCUCGACGUCACUCUACCUGGCAAUACGUUCACCAUAAUGGCAGGCUUGGGAGGCUUCAUGGGGUACGGGUUGGGUGGGAUCAAUUGGGACGCCACUGCGUUGGGAAUUAUGCUAGGUGGACAUCUUCAUGCCACUUUCACUUUGAUCACCAUUAUAUUUAUCAUCUGUGUGUCCUGCACCAUCACCAGCUUCAAGGAGAUACCGUUGCAGUUGUUGGAGAGCGACGAGUAUCGACAACUGCAGGAACAAAAGGCAUCGGUCGAAGAAGAGAAGCAGGACGAUCAAAAGGAACACGAGAAAAUCACCACGGACGAGUGUGUUUCUUACGGCACGUUGGACAAUGAGUCGGAGAUUGCUACCAACAAGGACGAGUUUGUCCUCAAACCUCUUCCGGUCCAACAACUUCCGGAGAAAAGAGCCGGUCACGUGCCCAUGGUGCCAGAUGUACCCGCCGAAAACGUCAGUCACGUCGAACAAUGUUUCGACGAAAGCGUCGAAGCGUCGAAUCCGAAAGUCUCGCUGAGGGAAUAUCUUCUUUCCAUCGUGUAUAUGCCGCACAGUCUUCGUAUGGUGUGCCUGACUAAUUUGUUCUGUUGGAUGGCACACGUGUGUUAUUCCCUGUACUUUACCGACUUUGUUGGCGAGGCUGUUUACGGUGGAAAUCCACAGGCUCCGGAAGGCAGCAAAGAGAGAGAACUGUACGAAAGCGGAGUUCGUUUUGGAUGUUGGGGAAUGUCCAUGUACUCGUUGUCCUGUUCUUGUUACUCGCUGAUCAUUGAAAAGCUCAUUGAACGCUACAGAGCUCGGAGGGUGUACAUUUGCGGCCUACUGUUCUAUAGCACUGGUAUGAUGAUGAUGGCGCUGACGAAACAUCCCGCGGGAGUGAUCAUAUUCUCUUGGACCGCGGGUGUUAUGUACUCUACGUUAUUUACCAUGCCGUAUCUUCUAGUUGCACAUUAUCACGCCUCGUCCACGUUUGAGGUGACAGCCGAGGGUGAAGCCGUUCAAAGCUUAGGAGUACGCGGUCUCGGCACAGACGUUGCGAUCGUCUCCUCCAUGGUGUUUCUGGCGCAGUUUCUCCUCUCCUGCUGUCUGGGCACGAUCGUCAGCAAAUCUGGUACCACUACGGCCGUUGUAUGCGUGGCAAGCACCCUCGCUGCCUGCGGGGCCGUUUCUGCCACACAGAUCAUGUAUCUCGACCUUUGAACUUUGAACGUUGACAAAAAAAGAAAAAAACAAAAAAGUGUGACUCCAAUUCUCUCCGAUACUCUCUCACUUUGUUAACUUAUAAACAUCAGAAAAUUACAAGAUUGUUUUAUUUGAUUUAUCAUCUAGCGUUGUAAGAUCAUUUAAACAACUCGAAGAAAGAAUUUUUACAUCUUGCUCGUCUCCCAAAGAGUAGACACGCAGAAGCAACUUGAUUUUUCUUGAUUUUUCUUGAUUUUUCUUGAUUAGAAGAUUCGAUUAUUGGAAUUUGAAGAGAGGUGUGUGGUCUUAUUUUUGUAUUCAAUUGACAGCUCAUUUUUUUGUAAAUGUAAAACACACGAGUUUUGAAAAGAUGGGACAACAACAUCAAGAUGAUCCAGUCAUUGUUCUCUCUCUUCUUCUUUUUUCUCUCUCAAUGAUGGAAUUGUUUAUACUUGAACCAUUUUUAUUCUGUUGUAUUGUUAGUCGGUUGGUGUUAAACCACAAAUAUCGCAAGCGACCUCAAUUUCCUUGAAGAUCAGUUUGCUUAGAUCCACAACGUAUCUCUGUACAUACCGAUCCAUGUCGAAACUCUGUAAAAUUGAUGACAAACGAUUCUUCUCAACGAUUUCGUACGUUUAAUUUUGAUUAAAAAUUACACAUCUUGCACUUCUCUAUUCUGU